Cyclocybe aegerita is the source of this 2859-nucleotide messenger RNA. Lineage: Eukaryota; Fungi; Basidiomycota; Agaricomycetes; Agaricales; Hemipholiotaceae. The record is from the annotation of a GenBank genome assembly.
AUGUUGAAUUUUAGCGAUUACAGUACCUCGACAUAUACGUCCUCACACCUCCAAUUACUUCUCACCUCCAUUAUGUCGACUAUCGCUAUCAACUGCCUUAUUUCUGGUGACGACCCUGACCAGAUAUUCACAGUUAAGAUCUCCUCGAACGAGAAUGUCAGCAUCCUCAGGGGCAUUAUCAAAGGGGAGAGCCAGGCACUUUCGAGUAUCGAUUCAAAGGCAAUACGACUCUUCAAGGUUUCGCUUUCCGAUGCCGACCUGGAGCAAGCGCGAGAUCCGAGAAAGAUCGACGCCGCACAGGAGCUCUCCUCACCGCUCGCAGAGCUCUCAGCCAUCUUCAAGGAUCUGCCAAAGGAUAAAAUCCAUGUUAUUGCACUUGCGCCCACUGGCACUGGAAACCACCAGCGACCUCCCUCACUCUCGCCAGAGCUGCGCAAAGAACUUGAAGCGGCAUGGACCCAGGAAUACCAGGGAUCAACUCAUCAAACCCUGCUCAGCAACAUCCAAUCCGAUCCACGUGGAUCGCCUUAUUGCAACACUGGGGCCAUCAUCCAGUCAUCUGGAUACGGAAAGUCUCGUACGGUCGACGAGCUUGCCAAGCUUGUGUUCACUAUACCAAUGAACCUUCGGGCCGAAGCUGAAACUCAACAAGGCGCAUACCCUCUUCCAGACACAUGCAUUGCGAAGUCGAUACUGUCAAUGGCCAAAGCGACUUCUGACGACGACGUAGUGACGAUGUUCCACAUACUCUUUUGCACCUUGUUCCAACGGAUUGUGGCAGAAUUGAAUUCCAUUGACUGGGCUUCGGACAUCCAAGCCAAAGAUUUUGCUACUCAAUGGCGAAAGCAUUUGCUGGAGGAUGGUGUUAGGUCCGAACUCUAUUCCAGCGUUAUUCGUGAUGUCGAGCCACGAUUCCGAAUGGACCUACCAUCGUCAGCUAAGAGCGAUGCAGUAACAGCCUUGCAGGAGCUCAUUAGGCGAAUCCCAGUUGCUAAAGGAAAAGCUCCGUUGUCGGUUGUGAUGUAUGUUGAUGAAGCCCACGAGCUCGACGUCCGGGCCAUAAACUCAAGUCGCAACUCAACACUCUACGACCUCUUCACCAUGGCCGUAUCCGAGUACCAUGGGGACUUCUUUGUUUUGUUCCUCUCUACAGUUUCACGGAUGCGCCAACUUGCCCCCCGAACCAAAAUCACGCGCUCUAAUAGGACCGUUGUGGCCGGCGAUCUCAUACCCCCCUACACUGAAAUGCCUUUUGACUGUCAUCCAUCAUUGCCGGUGUCGUCUCUGGGGGAGUUGACUCUCAAGGACGUGCAGGAUUUCAGCUUCAUUGCCCGAUUUGGGCGUCCCUUAUUUUGGUCUAUGCUUGAAGCUGCUCGGCAGAGCUCUCCAGAAUCUCCUCCUCAUGCAAAAAUCAGGAUCUUUGCUCUGCAAAAGUUGACCAACUCGGCCCACAUUUCAGAUUUGAACUCGCAUGCAAAGCUGGCUAUCCUCGACACCAUCUUAAACCUGGAGUUCUACCCUUUCAGAGCUCAAACAGUUUCGCUGAUGGAGGACCUGAUCUCCAGCCAUAUGCGUACUGCCUAUUCUACCCCGAUACAUCGAGAGUAUCUGCACACAGGUUAUCCGUCGGAGCCUGUGCUAGCAGAGGCGGCCAUGCAGGCACUGUACCUCACCGAGAGUGCAAGUAAGAGGGAUCAAGAUGCGGCGGCCGAGUUCUUCUCUUCCCUCGAUGGUGGGAAAACAAAGGGCGCAAUUGAUAUGGGUCAACGAGGCGAGAAUGUUGCAAAAAUGAUACUCGUUCGUGCGUACAUGACCGCCGUGAAGGCGGCUGAUAUGCAAUAUUAUGGCAACCCCAACUGGAGCUCGGGCUGCUCCCUGGUGACAUUUUUGAAAAGCUUGACUGGGAGGAAGUUCCAGGAACUGGUAUUGGACUGCAAGCCCAACAACCUGCUAGCUUCCGAAGGACAGCCCCUGAAGGAGGCCUUUGCGAGAUCUUGGGUUCGGUUCACACAUUUUGGUCGGGCAGCAGAUGACGGAGCAGUUACUACGUCAGCCGCUUGCGCUGCUUUUGUCCGAGCAAUGAGCUUCAUUGGCUGGUCGUCACAGAAGUCGGUUGAUGUCUGCAUUCCCAUUCUUCUUGACAUCGACAAACCGAUCACCGAGGCCAACAUGUCCUCCAUCCUUGUACAAAUCAAACUUCGAUCCAAGAAAGGUUCUUAUGAAAAUGAUGCGAAGAAAAUUGGGUUGUUUCCUCCCCCAGGAUCGUCCCGCGAUUGCAUGAAGACGAAGAUGGGUGUUGAGUCAGAAAAAUACUUCAGCCGACCUUAUAUCUCGCUGGUUAUGGAGCUUGGGGUCGGAAAACUCCGCGACACGAAAUCUGCCUUCGUCCAGAAACACUUAGAUCGAAACUCUGUCUCCACAAGCAACAAAGUGUCUCCCCCUCGCAUAGGCGUUGUAGCUCAUCAAUCACCGACCAGAAUCACCUCUCGUGCCACCCCCAAGGCGAUUCACCCUCGAUACUCUCUCUGUUUCUAUGGCUGCACAGCUGAGGUUUAUGGAUGCAUUCAUGAGGCUGCGGAGAGUAUAUAUGAAUCACUUCUUCAGCUGUCUGAUAUGGUUCCGGACCAUCCUCGACCAUCCAGCAUCUCAGUGGUUCUACGCAUGAAGCCCUUCUGGAGAACUAACAACGAAUCAUAUGAUUGGUUCAACGAUUCAUGGCUUUGGGCUGAUGAGAAUGAAGUGGAGGAGGAUGCAGUCAUAGAGCAGGAAGAGGAGGAUAUGGUGCUGGAGAAGGUACAGGAGCAUGUGCCAACCAGGUCUGAAGACGAGAAGCAGAAUUCGGCCAUGGUUGUGGACUAG